Caretta caretta (loggerhead turtle) is the source of this 2107-nucleotide messenger RNA. Lineage: Eukaryota; Metazoa; Chordata; Testudines; Cheloniidae. The record is from RefSeq and is a predicted model, not a curated record.
UCCCGGAGGGGCGGGACUCGCCAUGGGUCAGGUGACGCGAAGGGGGUCACAUGACCGCAGCAGGGAGCAGCGCGCCCCGGCUCGGCCCCGCUCCGGAGCCGGGCUCCCUGUGAGGCGGCUGCACAGCCCCCGGCCAUGGCGUCCCGGCGCAGCCCCCACCCCGAUGCUGCCCCAUUCCUGAGCCAGGCGGACGAGACAGAGGAGGAGGCGGCGGCAAAGGAGGGCUCGCGGGUGGGCGGGGUGCAGCCGGAGGGGGGGGUGCAGGCCGUCACCGGGAUCUCGUACCCCCGCUCAGUGAUGAUCGUCGCUGUUCUCUGCUACAUCAACCUGCUCAACUACAUGGAUCGCUUCACCGUGGCCGGCAUCCUGCCCGACAUUGAGUCGUUCUUUCGCAUUGGAGACAGCAGCUCCGGGCUCCUCCAGACAGUGUUCAUCAGCAGCUACAUGGUGCUGGCCCCGAUCUUCGGGUACCUGGGCGACCGCUACCACCGCAAGCGCCUGCUUUGCCUGGGCAUCGCCUUCUGGUCGGCCGUCACGCUGGGGUCCAGCUUCAUACCCCAGGAGCGGUUCUGGCUGUUGCUGGUGACGCGGGGGCUGGUGGGGGUGGGGGAGGCCAGCUACUCCACCAUCGCCCCCACCAUCAUCGCCGACCUGUUCGUUAGCGACCAGCGCAGCCGUAUGCUGGCCUUCUUCUACUUCGCCGUCCCCGUCGGCAGCGGGCUGGGCUACAUCGUGGGCUCGAAGGUGAAGGACUUGGCUGAGGACUGGCAUUGGGCCCUGCGGGUGACCCCGGUGCUGGGCGUGGUGGCUGUGGUGCUGCUGGUCGUGGUGCUGCGGGAGCCGCCACGGGGGGCCGUGGAGCGUCUCUCUGACUCCUCCCUGCGCUACACCUCCUGGGCCGCCGACCUCCGGGCGCUGAGCCGCAACCGCAGUUUCGUGCUGUCGUCGCUGGGCUUCACGGCGGUGGCGUUCGUGACGGGGUCUCUGGCGCUAUGGGCCCCGGCCUUCCUGUACCGCUCCUGCCUGGCCACGGGGCAGAGCCGGCCCUGCCCCGACGGGGACACCUGCAGCUCCCAGGAGAGCCUGAUCUUCGGCCUCAUCACCUGUGUGACGGGCUUCCUGGGCGUGGGGGCGGGCGUGGAGAUCUCCCAGCGCCUCCGACGAAGCAACCCGCGGGCCGACCCCCUGGUCUGCGCCGCCGGCCUGCUGGGCUCCGCGCCCUUCCUCUUCCUGGCCCUGGUGUGUGCCCAGGGCAGCAGCCUCGCCACCUACGUGUUUAUCUUCAUUGGGGAGACGCUGCUGUCCCUGAACUGGGCCAUCGUGGCAGACAUCCUGCUGUACGUCGUGGUCCCCACACGCCGCUCCACGGCCGAGUCCUUCCAGAUCGUCAUGUCCCACCUGCUGGGCGACGCCGGCAGCCCCUACCUCAUCGGCGUGAUCAGCGACAGGAUCCAGCGGGGCCGCCCCCCGUCCUACCUGCUGGAGUUCCGCAGCCUGCAGUACGCCCUGAUGCUGAGCGCCUUCGCCGGGGUGCUGGGGGGCGGCUUCUUCCUCGCCACCGCGCUCUUCAUCCAGGGCGACCGCAAGCGGGCCGAGCUGAGCGCCCAGGGUCUGCUGCAGGAGGAGGCCGAGCCGGAGGAGCGGAUUGUGGUGCCGAAGCGCGGCCGAUCCACCAAAGUGCCCGUCUCCAGUGUCCUCAUCUGAGAUCAGCACAGACACCCCCGGCUGGGGUCGGGCGCCACCUGCCGGGCAGAGACUCUCGGUGCCCCCCAGGGGCCAGACUCGGGGGGCAGGUGGAACUGUGCCAGUUUGGGGGGCUGGUAUUUUAUGUGGGCAUGGAGCCCGCCCGUGAAGGAAAUGGGGUCAGGGACAGAUGGAUGGGGCACCCUGGGCUGGGGUGAGCCAGGGACCCCCAACUUAACAUCCCCAGGCCCCUGGCGCAGGGAGGGGCUUAGGGACCAAGAGGGGGGGCUCUUGGAUUCCUUGGGGGGCAGGCUGUGAGGCCCCCCCCAAGGUCAUACAGGUCCCCAGUGCAUUGUGGGGGGCUGGGGUCCUGCCCCCUUCCAGCCGCCAUGUUUUCACCCCAUUAAACUCUUUCUUAAGUCUC